AUGGAAGACCGACUUGUUAUUCCGAGUGAGCUGCGACCCGACAUGCUGAGGCAACUACACGCUUCACACCAAGGAAUUAAUUCGUGCCAAAACAGAGCACAGAUGGCUUGGUACUGGCCAGGAAUGAUGAGAGACAUAAAAAACACAGUAGACCAAUACACAACAUGCCAGGAAUACCAAAGAUCAAACCCAAAAGAACCUCUUAAACCAUAUCCAGUGCCAGAAAUCCCAUGGGAAGAAAUUGGAGUUGAUUUCUUCAAAAUUAACAAUACCAAUCACAUGCUAGUGAUUGACUAUCAUUCCAAAUUUGUGGAAGUAAAGAAGAUGAGUACAACAACUGCUGAUUCAGUAACUGCAGGAUUGACACAGAUAUUUAGAUCUCAUGGCCUGCCUAAGAAAUUACACUCUGAUAAUGGCCCUCCGUUCGAUAGCCACAAGUUUGCCACGUUCACAGAACGGUAUAAAAUUGAGCAUAUAACUUUGUCUCCGUACUACCCAAAAUCUAACGGGAUGGUGGAGAGGGCUAUACAAACUCUAAAGUCAAUGCUAUCUAAAACGCUAAAGACCAAGGCAGAUCCAAACCUAGCCAUAAUCGAUUACAAUAAUACUCCUAAAGCUAAUCUCAGAGCACCUGCUCAAAUGCUAAUGGGAAGACUACUAAAAACUGUUCUUCCUGCUACUAAAGAUUCCAUGAGACCACUCUUCCCCACCAAUGAAACAGUUCUAAAUUUGAAGCAAGCCCAAGAAAAACAAAAAACAUAUUAUGACAGAUCGGCUCAUCCACUUCCAGAAUUAAAGGAGGGUGAAGAAGUUUAUGUUCAAAAGGGAACUCGAGAAUGGGUAAAAGGAAAAGUUGACAAGAAACACAAAAGCCCGAAUUCCUAUUUGGUACAAAUUAACAGCGGAGCAGUUCUCAGAAGAAACCGGUGCCAACUGAGACAGUAA
Molecule: messenger RNA, 945 nt
Organism: Macrosteles quadrilineatus (aster leafhopper)
Lineage: Eukaryota; Metazoa; Arthropoda; Insecta; Hemiptera; Cicadellidae
Exons: 1
Coding region: 1-945 (314 amino acids)
Biological process (GO): DNA integration
Molecular function (GO): nucleic acid binding
Source: RefSeq, a predicted model, not a curated record